Mesoplodon densirostris (Blainville's beaked whale) is the source of this 2068-nucleotide messenger RNA. It is a transcript of the gene POC5, whose product is annotated as POC5 centriolar protein. The transcript has 11 exons. The record is from RefSeq and is a predicted model, not a curated record. Gene Ontology annotation, cellular component: centrosome. NCBI's taxonomy places the organism in Eukaryota, Metazoa, Chordata, Mammalia, Artiodactyla, Ziphiidae. Bases 481 to 1929 code for a protein of 482 amino acids.
UGAGGAGAAAUGCUCACCUCCAGUUUUGCACAAUGACUCCAACCGAGGCAGUUCUGUCUCUUCAGAUCUUCAGAGCUCCUAAACCUAUUGGAAUUUCCUAACUAGUGAGAAUGAUGGUAUCUUUUGUUAUGUUGAUGAUGUGACUUCUGGACCUCGCCUAAGGAUGGGGACUGGCUGCCAGGAGAGACAACCAUGUUAUCGGAGGGCUGAAACUUUCAGUCACACCCCCCUGACCUCGGGGAGAGGGUCUUGGAAGUUGAAUCAAUCGCCAGUGGUCAUUGAUUUAUUCAAUUAUGCCUAUUUAAUGAAGCCUGCAUCAAAACCCAAAAGGACUGGGUUUGGGGAGCUUCCAGUUGGUGUACACGUGAAGAGUAUGAAGAACUGCUUCGUUACGCUAUAGUGACUCCAAAUGUUGAAUCAAGUGCUUCACAACCGUCUCAUUCUAAGGGAGAAGUGGUGCCAGAUAUUAGAAUUCCUACUAUGAUUGAUGAUAUUCUUCAAAAUCCAGGGUCAUCACCAGUGUCAUCCCCAAGGAAGUCACCUCACCUGGUUAUGGACUUUUUCAGUUCGAAUCUUUUAGCUGACUCUUCCUCACCAAGGUCUGAUUCUAGUCCUGUAGAUGCCCAUGAAGUAGUUGGCACCGAUUUUCUUAUUUCCGAUGAAAACCUUCAAAAGAUGGAAAAUGUGCUUGAUCAUUGGAGUUCAGGUCUUAAGACAAACGUCAUAUCUGAACUAAGUAAAUGGAGACUUAAUUUUAUUGAUUGGCACCGAAUGGAAAUGAAAAAAGAGAGAGAAAAGCAUGCAGCAGAUAUAAAACAACUGUGCAACCAGAUCAACAACUUGAAGGAGCUGCAAAAAACCUAUGAAGUCUCCAUUGGGAGAAAAGAUGAGGUGAUUUCUAGCUUGUCUCAUGCCAUAGGCAAGCAAAAGGAAAGGAUAGAGUUGAUGAGAACAUUCUUCCGCUGGCGAAUCAGCCACGUCAAAUCCAGACAGGACGUUUAUGAAAGUAAACUAGCUGACCAGUACUUCCAGAGAACUUUACUGAAGAAAGUCUGGAGAGGCUGGCGGUCCAUAGUACAGAAGCAGUGGAAAGAAGUGGUGGAACGAGCUUGCCAAGCAAGAGCUGAGGAAGUCUGUGUCCAGAUUUCCAAUGACUAUGAAGCCAAAGUUGCUGUGUUAUCUGGAGCUUUGGAAAAUGCAAAAGCUGAGAUCCAGAGGAUGCAGCAUGAAAAAGAGCACUUUGAAGAUUCCAUGAAGAAAGCUUUCAUGAGGGGGGUGUGUGCAUUAAAUCUUGAAGCCAUGACUAUAUUUCAAAACAGAGCUGAUACAGACCUCACAAAUAAUAAAAGGGAAGAGUAUGGUCCUGGUGUUCAAGGAAAAGAACAUUCUUCUCAUUUGGAUCCUUCAGCUCCUCCGAUGCCCUCAGCCAUUGCAGUGCCGCCAUCCCCGCCGGCGGCAGCCCUGGGAGCCACCUGCGCUGCUGCCUUUCCCUCCGCUGCUCCCAUCACUCCUGCCGGGGCUGCUUCCACUUCCUCUGUUCACCUUCCUGUUUCUGCUUCUUAUGGCGCUGCAUCGACAGCUACAGCUUCCGCUACACAGGAAGAAAUGUAUGGGCCCAGGGUUGUGACAUCAGCACAACAGAAAGCUGGAAGAACAAUCACAGCCCGGAUCACAGGGAGAUAUGAUUUUGCUUCAAAAAAUAGAAUCAGUAGCAGUUUAGCUAUAAUGGGAGUUUCUCCUCCCAUGAGCUCCGUCGUUGUGGAAAAACAUCAUCCGGUCACAGUGCAAACCAUUCCGCAAGCUACUGCAGCAAAAUAUCCCCGGACCAUUCACCCUGAAAGUAGUACCUCAGCUUCCAGAUCUCUCGGAACCAGAUCAACUCACACCCAGUCUCUCACAAGCAUUCAGUCCAUAAAAGUGGUUGACUAAAAUGAAUAUGUUCCUAUUGAGGUCGUUUAAUUCUUCUGGCUUUAAUAAGAAUUAGAAAUCUUUAGUUUUUAAAAUUUCAUAUUCUUAGAACAUCAUGGAUACAUCAUGUUCAUUACAAAUUACAAGAGACUUUUUCAAG